ACUAAACUGAAAAUCACACCAUAAAAUUUUGCACUUUAAGAAUAGUUGCGAAAAGAUGUUGGCCUAGGGGACUGAAAAUGGUAUGAGAAUUAUACGACGUUAGACGUGUAAGCUGAAAUAUAUAAAUAUUUAUAUAUAUUAUAUAUUUUUGAAUUUAUAUUUUGUAGAUUAUAUUCAUCUUCUCUCUCACAUUAUCAAAUACUAACAAUAUGAGCGUGUUUGAUAAAGUAUCAUCUCUUCAACAUCUUCUUCAAGAUGCCAAUACAACCAUACCAGAUUCUAUUACAUAUGGAGAAAUAUUCAAUAGCUUACAACAUUUAUCUCAAACAGAUCCAGAAUCAUUAUCAUCUAAAUUAAAUUUGCUUGAGAAAUUAUGGGCCAGUUGGUAUAUUUUCAUUAAUAAUGAUAUUUUAGCAACUGGGCUUUUAUUCUUUCUAACACAUGAAUUUAUGUAUUUCGGAAGAUGUUUACCAUGGUUUAUAAUUGAUCAAAUUCCUUAUUUCAACAGAUGGAAAUUGCAACCAACUAAGAUUCCAUCUAAUAAAGAACAAUGGGAAUGUUUUAAGGCUGUGUUAAAAUCACAUCUCUUAGUUGAAGCUUUACCAAUUUGGUUAUUCCAUCCAUUAUGUUCCACUUUGAAUAUUUCAAUCGAUGUACCCUUCCCAGCAUGGCAAACUAUGCUUGCCCAAAUUUCAUUUUUCUUUUUCUGUGAAGAUAUGUGGCAUUAUUGGUUUCAUAGAUUAUUUCAUUGGGGUUGGUUUUACAAGAAUAUUCACAAGGUUCAUCAUAAAUAUGCUGCUCCAUUUGGAUUUGCUGCAGAAUAUGCUCAUCCAGCAGAAGUUAUGGCUUUAGGAAUUGGUACUGUUGGAUUCCCAGUCCUUUAUGCCUUUUUAGCCACUAAAUACAGCUCUUUACCAACUCUUCAUUUAUUUACCAUUACAAUUUGGAUUUGUUUAAGAUUACUUCAAGCUGUUGAUUCUCAUUCAGGAUAUGAUUUCCCAUGGUCAUUAAAUAAAUUUGUUCCAUUUUGGGCUGGUGCUGAACACCAUGAUUUACACCAUCACUAUUUCAUUGGUAAUUAUGCAAGUUCUUUUAGAUGGUUUGAUUACUGUUUAGGUACCGAGAGUGGUCCAGCUCAUAAAGAUAAGAGAGAAAGAGAACAAAGACUCAGAGCAGAAAGAAAGACCCAAUAGACCAUUCCCAACAGUAGACAGAACUUUCUUAAUUUCGUAUAUAUAUUACUGUAAUUACAUACUAUUCCACUUAUAUGAUGCUAAAUAAAUAACGAUACCUUUUCAGAUAAAUAUUAAUUUAAAUAUAAUAAUAAUAAUAAUAAUAAUAAUAUUAAGACUAUAUUAGUGGUAUUUACUACGGAUUAGAUUUCGGGCUUUGAUAUGCUGC
This is a messenger RNA of Scheffersomyces amazonensis, 1401 nucleotides long. It is a transcript of the gene ERG251, whose product is annotated as Erg251p. Gene Ontology annotation, biological process: ergosterol biosynthetic process. Lineage: Eukaryota; Fungi; Ascomycota; Pichiomycetes; Serinales; Debaryomycetaceae. The record is from RefSeq and is a predicted model, not a curated record. Bases 210 to 1193 code for a protein of 327 amino acids. Gene Ontology annotation, cellular component: endoplasmic reticulum membrane. The transcript has a single exon. Gene Ontology annotation, molecular function: iron ion binding; C-4 methylsterol oxidase activity.